AACCUAAAGAAAGAAACUGCGCGCACGAGGCACGGCCUCUCUUGAAAUGGCUAGUAAAACCUUCGAACUUAAACCUUCGAAAAACCCUUUGCUGCCUCAGAAAGCACAGAGCAGAAAACAACCAGAAGAACCUUAGCAACAGAGUUCGAGAGACCAAAGAAUGAGGAAUCAUAGAAAAAAACGUGCAAAGCAAGUAAAAAAGUUGAUGCAGAGGGGGCUUUUGGAUCCCGAAAAGGUUGAUCCUUUUUCUCUUUUUCUUGAAACUGGAGGAAUAACGUACUGUUUGUACAAAGAUUCAGAAAGGAUACUUGGUAAUACAUUUGGAAUGUGCAUACUCCAGGAUUUUGAGGCUUUGACCCCCAAUCUCCUUGCAAGAACUAUAGAAACAGUGGAAGGUGGUGGGUUAAUAAUCUUGCUGCUGCGUUCCCUAUCCUCAUUGACCAGUCUUUACACAAUGGUCAUGGAUGUUCAUGAAAGGUAUCGAACUGAAUCGCAUUUGGAAGCAGCUGGUCGCUUUAAUGAACGCUUUUUAUUGUCACUUGCAUCAUGCAAAGCAUGCGUUUUAAUGGAUGAUGAGAUGAAUAUACUACCAAUUUCUUCCCAUAUAAGGUCAAUUACUCCAGUUCCAGUGAAAGAGGACUCAGAGGGGCUUUCUGAAGGGGAAUGGGACCUUAAGAAUCUGAAAGAACAGCUAAGUGAUGAGUUCCCUGUUGGUCCUCUUAUAAAGAAAUGCUGUACACUGGACCAGGGAAAGGCUGUUGUUACAUUUCUGGAUGCAAUUUUGGACAAGACACUUCGAAGUACAGUUGCAUUGCUUGCUGCUCGUGGUCGAGGCAAAUCAGCUGCUUUAGGAUUAGCAAUUUCUGGGGCUGUUGCUGCUGGGUAUUCCAAUAUUUUUGUUACUGCACCCAGCCCUGAGAAUUUGAAAACAUUGUUCGAUUUUGUUUGCAAGGGUCUCAAUUCACUUGAAUAUAAGGAACAUAUAGACUUCGAUGUGGUGAAGAGUAACAACCCUGAAUUCAAGAAAGCAACGGUGCGCAUUAAUAUCUACAAACAACACAGACAAACAAUUCAGUAUAUACAGCCACAGGAGCAUGAAAAGCUUUCUCAGGUUGAGUUGUUGGUUGUUGACGAAGCAGCAGCCAUACCGUUGCCAGUUGUUAAAUCGUUACUUGGUCCCUACCUGGUUUUCCUUUCAUCUACUGUGAACGGAUUACCUCCACCAAAUGAGUGUGACCUCUACUAUGUAAAUCGAGACACACUCUUUUCCUAUCACAAAGAUAGUGAGCUGUUUUUGCAGCGAAUGAUGGCGCUUUAUGUUGCUUCUCACUACAAGAACUCUCCCAACGACUUGCAACUUAUGGCAGAUGCCCCAGCACACCAUUUGUUUGUUUUGCUUGGCCCUGUUGAUGAAACCAGUAAUCAACUUCCAGAUAUUUUGUGCGUCAUUCAGGUUUCCCUUGAAGGACAAAUCUCACGUAAAUCUGCAAUGAAAAGCUUGAGCGCUGGUCACCAACCCUUCGGGGACCAGAUACCAUGGAAAUUUUGUGAACAGUUUCGGGAAGCAAAUUUUCCCAGUCUUUCUGGUGCUCGAAUAGUUCGAAUUGCAACCCAUCCGAGUGCCAUGAGGCUUGGAUAUGGAUCACAAGCAGUAGAACUUUUGACCAGAUACUUUGAAGGUCAGUUUGCUCCUAUUACUGAAGUCGAAAUUUCAGAUGAGGACGUUGAGCAUGUCAGGGUUACUGAAGCUGCAGAGAAGGUUUCAUUAUUGAAAGAAAAUGUAAAGCCUAGAACUAAUCUUCCUCCCCUGCUGGUAUCUCUUCGUGAACGACGACCUGAGAAGCUUCAUUAUAUUGGUGUAUCCUUUGGACUCACUUUAGAUCUUUUUCGCUUUUGGAGGAGGCAUAAAUUUGCCCCAUUCUACAUUGGCCAGAUUCCAAGUACUGUGACGGGUGAGCAUACAUGCAUGGUCUUGAAGCCUUUGAACAAUGAUGAAAUUGAAGCUAACGAAUCUGCUCAGUGGGGCUUUUUUGGUCCGUUUUACCAAGAUUUCAGGUUAAGGUUCAUUAGACUCUUGGGUUUUAGUUUUCGUGGAAUGGAAUAUAAGCUAGCAAUGAGUGUCUUGGAUCCAAAAAUCAACUUCUCGGAACUAGAUCCUUCCGAGGAUACCAUAGAAGAAUUUUUAAAUGCAAUCAGAUUUCUCAUAUCAGCCCAUGAUAUGAAGCGAUUGGAAGCCUAUGCAGACAAUCUUGCUGAUUUCCACUUGAUACUAGAUAUUGUUCCAUUACUUGCACAAUUAUAUUUCAUGGAGAAACUUCCAGUUACUUUGUCGUACGCACAGACAUCUGUGUUGCUCUGUAGUGGACUGCAGUCACGGGAUGUUACUUCUAUUGAGGGACAAAUGAAGUUGGAGAGGCAACAGAUACUGUCACUUUUUAUUAAAGUCAUGAAAAAGUUCCACAAGUAUCUUUAUGGAAUUGCGUCAAAGGAGAUAGAAUCGACCAUGCCACGUAUGAGAGAGAUUCCAAUGGAACCCCAUGAAAUCACUGUGGAUGAUGAUCUCCAUGAAGCUGCAAAACAAGUUGAGGAAAAAAUGAAAAUGAAUAAUGAGGGAUUGUUAGAUGUUGGGAUGCUGCAACAAUAUGCCAUUGUGGACGGAGAAGUUGAUCUUGCCGGUGCUUUGCAAAGUGGUGGUGGAAAAAUUCCCUCAGGCGGAGUUGUAAGUGUAAAAUCCAAUAAAACCAAGGCCGAGAAGCAAGGGAAGAGGAAAGAAAAAGAUCACAGCAGUAAGAAGCGAAGUAAAGAUGAUGGUUUCAAAUCAAAUAAAAAGAAGAAGGUUUAACCAAUAAUCACUCUUAAACCUAACCAAAAAAACUAGGGUUCGGACCAUUUUGUCCUUCCCUUUGGAAAGUUAAACCAGCAGUUAGCUCUACAGAAUUGGGUUAAAAAUGACAAGAGAUGAGGGUAGGCUAUCAAGUAAUGGUUAAGUAGCCUUAGAUAUAUUGUUUCUUUAUUGUUUAGGUUGAAAUUACAGUUCUUACCAUUAUAUAUCAUCCUUUUUGCCCUUUAGGAUGUUGGCCCUUAUUUUAUGUAGGCUAUGAUAUCAUAAACUAUUAUUUA
Momordica charantia (bitter melon) is the source of this 3120-nucleotide messenger RNA. The record is from RefSeq and is a predicted model, not a curated record. Lineage: Eukaryota; Viridiplantae; Streptophyta; Magnoliopsida; Cucurbitales; Cucurbitaceae.